Besnoitia besnoiti is the source of this 3057-nucleotide messenger RNA. Its product is annotated as elongation factor 2 family protein. Gene Ontology annotation, molecular function: GTP binding; translation elongation factor activity; GTPase activity. Gene Ontology annotation, biological process: mRNA splicing, via spliceosome. The record is from RefSeq and is a predicted model, not a curated record. The coding region runs from base 1 to 3057 and encodes 1018 amino acids. The transcript is spliced from 13 exons. Gene Ontology annotation, cellular component: U4/U6 x U5 tri-snRNP complex; U2-type catalytic step 2 spliceosome; cytosol. NCBI's taxonomy places the organism in Eukaryota, Apicomplexa, Conoidasida, Eucoccidiorida, Sarcocystidae.
AUGGACAGCGCGAAUCUGUACGACGAGUUCGGGAACUACAUCGGUCCCGAGCUAGGGGAAGAUGAGGAGAGCGGCGGCGAGGAGGAGGAAAUCGACCGACCGCUGCCCGUCGUGGGGGGGGCAGAGGACGAAGACGCAGACCGGCGGGUCGCGGUUCGCGGCUUAGUCUCCAUCGGGGAAGAAGAGGAGGAAGCAACGGCGUCUUCCGCGGCAGUCGUGCCGCACGAGUACAAAAAGUACUACCCCGAUCACGCGGAAGUGUAUCCGGAGGCGGACACAGUAGUGCAGGAGGAAGACACGCAGCCCAUCACCCAGCCCAUCAUCGCGCCUGUCUCAACCGCUGACUUUGACUUGCUGGAGAAGCAGCUCCCGGUCACCUCCUUCUCCUUCGACUACCUCGCCUCGCUCAUGUUUCAGCCGGAGAGCAUUCGCUCGGUGUGCCUGCUGGGUCACCUGCACUCGGGCAAGACGACUUUCCUCGACAUGCUUGUAGAAGAGACGCACCGCCCCCCGCACAACAGCCGGCGGUCAACGCCCGCGACGAACAUCAUGGGGAAGCGUUACACGGACUCGCGCAAAGACGAGCAGCAGCGCGCGCUGUCCAUCAAGGCCGUGCCUAUGUCGCUCGUGCUCCAGGGCAGCCGCUACAAGAACUACCUCUUCAACAUCUUCGACACGCCGGGACACGUGAACUUCAACGACGAAUGCUCCGCCGCAAUGCGCCUCUGCGACGGCGCCGUCAUCGUCAUCGACGCCCUCGAGGGCGUCAUGAGCAACACCGACCGCCUCCUCCGCCACGCCGUCGAAGAACAACUCGAACUCGUCGUCGUCAUCAACAAACUCGACAGACUCAUCCUCGAACUCAGGCUGCCCCCCGCAGACGCCUACCACAAGAUCCGCCACACACUCGAAGAGGUGAACUCGAUUUUGGAGCAAGUUUGCGAAGUCCGCGGGCGCGAGCCGAUUGUGAUUUCGCCGCUGAACAACAACGUCCUCUUCGCGAUGGGGCAGUUCGGCUUGGUCUUCUCCACGCGCUCCUUCGCGAGGCUCCACGUGGAGAACUACGCGCCCGACCGACACGCCCACGACCCGCGCAUGCCGGGCGAGCCUGAGAGCGUCGAGGCGAUCCGCGCGCCCUUCCCCUCUGCGGAGGUCUUCGAGCAGGCCCUUUGGGGCGACCUCUGGAUCCACCCUGAGACCCGAAGAGUCGUCGACAAACCGCCCUUCACGGACGCGCCGCGAACCUUUGUCGAGUUCAUCAUGGAGCCGCUCUACAAGCUCGUGGCUCACGUCGUCGCGGAGGAACAGCCUACGCUGCAGCCUACCCUCGAGGAGCUGGGCAUCUAUCUCAAGAAAGACGACUACAAACUCGACAGUCGAACGCUUUUGAAGAAAGUGCUCUCCCAGUUCUUUGGAGACGCCAGCGCCCUGGUUGAUACCGUCGUCGAGGCGCUGCCCGAUCCGAAGACGAACGCGCCGAAGAAGACCAAACAGCUCUACACAGGCAACCAGGAGGGACGCGUCGCGGAAGAUAUGAAGAAGCUGGACAGUGAGAGCGAUAUUCUCAUGAUCUACUCGACGAAGAACUACCACAGGCCCAACAACUUCCACGCGUUCGACGUGCUCGGGCGCGUCAUGUCUGGCACGGUCUACAAAGGCCAGCGCGUCAAAGUGCUUGGAGAGGCGUUCAGUCUCGACGACGACGAAGACAUGGUUAUCCGCGACAUUUCGCAUCUCUGGGUGCUGGAGGGGCGGUACCGCGUGGAGGUCAGCCACGUGCCCGCGGGCAACUGGGUGCUCAUUGGCGGCGUGGACGUUUCAGUCCUGAAGACUUCGACGAUCACUAACGCCGAUCACGCCGAAGAAGUCGAGAUCUUCUCGCCUCUGCUCUUUAACUCUGUCCCUGUCAUGAAGGUUGCCUGCGAGCCGCUGCAGCCCUCCGAGCUCCCCAAGAUGCUCGAGGGGCUCCGUCGCAUCGACAAGUCGUAUCCGAUCGCGCGGACGCGGGUCGAAGAGAGCGGCGAGCACAUCAUUCUGGGGACGGGCGAGAUGUACCUGGACUGCGUACUGCAUGACUUGCGGAAGCUGUACGGCGACCUCGAAAUCAAGGUCGCCGACCCCGUGGUGCAGUUCUGCGAGACAGUUGUGGAGACCUCGGCGCUCCGCUGCUUCGCGGAGACGCCCAACAAGAAAAACAAAAUCUACAUGCUCGCUGAGCCCCUCGACAAGCAAAUCGGCGAGGAUAUCGAAAAAGGACUCGUGUCCGAUAAAUGGGAGACCCGCGUGCUGGGUGAGCACUUUACGUCCAAAUACGGCUGGGAUGUGCUGGCGGCGCGAUCGAUUUGGGCCUUCGGACCGGACGCGCGGGGCCCUAAUGUGCUGCUCGAUGACACGCUGCCAAGCGAAGUCGACAAGGCGCUGCUGGGGACUGUGAAGGAGAGCAUCGUGCAGGGCUUCCAGUGGGCGACCCGCGAGGGCCCGUUGAUCGAGGAAAAUAUCCGAAAUGUCAAGUUUAAGAUCCUCGACGCCUCCAUCGCCGCGGACCCCAUUCAGCGCGGCGGCGGACAGGUCAUUCCCACGACGAGGCGCGUUGCCUACUCCGCAUUGCUGCUGGCGACGCCUCGUCUUAUGGAGCCCGUGUACUUCACCGAGAUCCAGUGCCCCGCUGACUGCGUCUCCGCUAUCUACACUGUGCUUGCCAGACGCCGUGGCAACGUCAGCCGCGACAUGCCGAAGCCAGGCACGCCUCUGUACAUUGUCCACGCGUACCUCCCGGCGAUUGAGUCGUUCGGUUUCGAAACAGAUCUGCGGACCCACACGUGCGGACAGGCCUUCUGCCUCUCCAUGUUCGAUCACUGGGCGAUCGUGCCCGGCGACCCCCUCGAUAAGGCGAUUCUGCUGCGGCCCCUGGAACCGGCGCCAGCGCCGCACCUGGCAAGGGAGUUCCUGCUCAAGACGCGAAGGCGAAAGGGUCUCAGCGAAGACGUGUCGAUCGCCAAGUUCUUCGACGAUCCCAUGCUGGUGAACAUCGCGACGGACUUGCAACAAUUCCUCUAA